CAGUAUGACAUGCAGAUGAGUGCCGUCGAUCUUAGAAUCACCGCACACUUCACUCAUUUGGCCAGUCACGGGACCAAAACCAGUGUUUGGAGCCACAGUGUGGCGGUGGAGGCAGCAGCAAUGGGAGGCCAUACAGCACCCUGUGACAAAAUGGAACCCACCAGCAGUGUGAGAGGACCUGAAAGUGGCACAUGGCAGAGUGUGGCGAUGGAGACAGCAGCAAUGGGAGGCCGUACAGGGACCCAUGAGAGACUGUGGACCUGGCAGCAGCAUGAGGAGGCGGUAUAGGGGCCCAUGGCAGAUUAGGGGCCUGGCAGCAGCUAUGGGAGGCCCGUAAUCUGCCAGCACCCUAUGACAAAAAAUGGAACACACCAGCAGUGUGAGGAGACCUGAAAGUGGCACAU
This is a messenger RNA of Staurois parvus, 404 nucleotides long. The record is from the annotation of a GenBank genome assembly. Lineage: Eukaryota; Metazoa; Chordata; Amphibia; Anura; Ranidae.